UCUCCCCACCCCUUUCUGGGGCAUUUGAUUAGGGAUAAUGUUGGGUGAAGUUUCUUUGAGAGUCUCAGACUACAUCUCCCAGCAUCCCAUGCGGCCAGCACUUCCUGUUUCGGGUGUUGUUACCACGGCAACCAGAAUACACAUCUCACCCUGCAGAGACUCAGAUAAUAUGGAGGAUCUGGAGGAUGGUUCAGGAGAAGGACAGAUUCCCGAGACUGAGGAAGAUAUUCUGACUGAGGAGGACCUGAGGGACAUACAAGAGGACCUGUCACACAUUGAGGUCACCAAUGGGGACAGUUCACAUUUCAGGGAUCCGGAUGCUGUUUGGGAUAACGAGUCGUUCCCGGAGUCAUACCGCACCAACUCCCUGAAGGAGCAGACCCUGCUGAGCCUGGCCAACAACUUCUGGCGUCAGUACACCCAUCUGUACCCGGACCGCAAACCACUCCUCAUGUGUCUACUCAAUGAGUGCGGACUGGAGAAGUUUGUCUGCACCACACUACAGCCAACUCUCCUGCCGUACUCUGACUUGUAUAACUGGAGGGAGUGCGCACGUUUCGUGUCAGAGUUUCUCAGCAUGGAUCCCAUGAACUCCCCCAUAGAGCUGCCACGUACUCUCUUCUCCUCAAGCUCAGUCCUGCAGAGACAGAAGGGAAAUUGCUUUGAUUUCAGCAUCUUGCUGUGUUCUCUGCUUCUUGGGGCCGGGUACGAUGUAUACUGUGUCAGUGGAUACGCCAGUCGGGAGAUGUGUCUUAUGGAUGAAUCACGGGAAGUGUGCCCCCUUCUGGAGAAAACAAAAGAGAGCAAUGGAGAGCCCCCCAAGAAGCCCAAUAAGAAGUACAGCGUAAGGCCUCCCAGACAGCUGAUUAGUAGAUUUGAGCUGGAGCAGGAAGCCAAGCACCAGGCAAAGAUCCAGGCCAUGCACCUCAAAGAGCAGGAGGAUGAGGAACAGCGUCAGGCGGAAGCAGAGAAGGCUGGUCCUGACCCCCUGUAUGGACUCCGGGUUCACUGUUGGGUUCUGGUUCUGUCUGGGAAGAGAGAAGUUCCUGAGAACUUCUUCAUUGAUGCACUGACUGGCAACGCUUACCCAACGAAAGAUGAACAUUUUCUAGGGAUCGAGACUGUGUGGAAUCAUGAGAACUACUGGGCCAAUAUGCAGGACUGUCACAAUGGCUGUAAGGACAUGACUUUUGACCUGGGUGACCCUGUGUGCUGGGAAGUCAUGUUGAUGGGUUCUUCAAAGCCUCUUCUGCUUAUCCCAGACAUGGAGGAGGAAGACAUAGAGGAGGAAGAGGAUGAUAACCAGGAUCAGGACAGCAGGAAGAUAUUUCAGAUGCCGCCAUCCUGGACAUUGCCCAUUGUCAUCACGCCGAAAGAGUUUGAGAUGCGUAGUCCUCAUGGAAAGAAGCUUCUACAAUACAAGAAAUCCGUGUUGGAGAAGUGGGCACCAUACCUGCAAAAGGAUGGACAAGUUGCCUGCCUCACCAUAUACCAAGACACUAAGUAUUCUUUAGAGGUGGAGGUCCAGAGUUGGUUUCAGAACCGAAUGGACAAAUUGGAUAUGAGGCAGCAGAAGAGACAGGCUGGAGUGACCACAGAGUACUUCUCUCCAGGCCGCAGUGACGCUUUAAAAGUUCAUACGUAUCGCUUGUUAGCACCAGAAACAGAGCGCACCAUGAUCUUCUACAGCAAGGCCCGUCUGGAUGGGCUGGAGCGGCGUGAAGAAAAACCAAAGGAGAUGACUGAGAUUUUCCAAGGACGCACAGAUUUCCUCCACUGCAGACACACCGUGUUUGGAAAACGGCCAAAGAAGGUGGCCAUUGCAGGAGGACCUAUGGAGGCCAAUCCAAGACCAGUCUUGAAAAUUACAGAACGUUUCUAUAGAAACACAGAGAAACCAGCAAAUGAGGAUGUGGCAGAGCGUGUUUUCCUCAUUACAGAGGAUCGCAUAAAUGUGCGCUACCACCGGCAUGACGACCACAUUACCACAUCCUAUUGGGAGUUCCAGAAACCAUCCAACCUAGGAGAGAAGGGCUUCUCCAUUGUCCUGAGCCCAGAAUCGUGCAUUUCCUACCAGGUGGAGUCCUCUGAGAAAUGUAACAAACAGCUGUAUGUCUAUGAAACACUUCUGCACCUCCAGCAGGGGGAGCUGAGUGCCAAGGAAGCCGUAAGGAGAGCUGAGGCGGAGGUUCUGGAGAUCCUGUCUGUCCGGGCUCAGGAAGAAUCUGAUCCGCAGCUGAUGAUCUCCAUCUAUGACACAGAGCGGAACGAGAAGAGCAAAGAACAAAGAGAGGCACUGGAACGUGCUGCUCAGGAAGAGCGCCUCCAAAGUGCGUUGCUGGAACAGGACUACUUAGCGCCAUUCUUGGCACGUUUGGGAGAUCCAGAGAGACUGACCCGGGCCCAAGCCCAGCAGGUGAAAGAAGACUGUCUGCGUGACCUGAAGCAGAGGCUUAUUGAGAAGGCCAAUCUUAUCCAGGCACGCUUUGAGAAGGAAACCCAAGAACUUCAGAAGAAGCAGCAAUGGUACCAGGAGAACCAAACUUCCAUGACCCAGGAAGUCCAGGACACCUACACAGAGUACUGCUCGGAGGCCAUGUUCCGGAUCCAGAUCCUGGAGGCCCGUCUCACCAGGCACAAGGAACUUGCCCCACAAAAGUACCUGGCUCUAGAAGAUCGACUAAACAAGGACCCGAGAUUGUGUGAGGGGCACAUCUCACCGCAGCCUGGAGGCCACCAAUGACAAGCCAGUCCUUUGCAUUCCUCUCUUGUGUCUCUAACUGCUAAAUGUAAAUUUUAAUAAAUAAAGAUUAGGAAAAUGUU
Messenger RNA from Rana temporaria (common frog), 2823 nucleotides. RefSeq names its product dynein regulatory complex subunit 7 (gene DRC7). The record is from RefSeq and is a predicted model, not a curated record. Gene Ontology annotation, biological process: flagellated sperm motility. The transcript is spliced from 18 exons. The coding region runs from base 38 to 2743 and encodes 901 amino acids. NCBI's taxonomy places the organism in Eukaryota, Metazoa, Chordata, Amphibia, Anura, Ranidae. Gene Ontology annotation, cellular component: motile cilium.